This is a messenger RNA of Anthostomella pinea, 1695 nucleotides long. The record is from the annotation of a GenBank genome assembly. Lineage: Eukaryota; Fungi; Ascomycota; Sordariomycetes; Xylariales; Xylariaceae.
AUGACAGGCUGUUUCAAGCACGCGCGGCUGAGAUCCAGCACAUCGACUCGAGUGCUGGACCUCCUUCCCUCAGAGGAUUUCGAGUCUCAAUUGCAAUGCCUAAUCAGAGAGGUCGACCUCGAAGGGCCAGACGCCGCAUACGAAGCCGUGUCCUACGUAUGGGGCAGUCCCGUCGGCGAGCUUCCUAUCCUCUGCAACGAGCAGGAGCUUCUCGUCACCCCCAACUGCCGUGACGCUCUAUUAUAUCUCCGUCAGCAUUCUCGCACUCGAACCCUCUGGAUUGAUUCUAUCUGCAUCGACCAAACCACAGAAGAAGCCUCUACUCAAGAGCGAAAUCAUCAAGUACGCAUGAUGGGCAGAAUCUACAGCAAGGCGCAAAUCGUGCUCAUUUGGCUAGGGGUGGGCGAUGCGUCAACGCCCAGUAUAUUCCAAGCUAUAGAGUCAGGGGCCAUGGAUGAAAAAGCAGCGGAGAAGGAGGAAGCUCUGAAAAAGAUCCUGAGCAACCCUUGGUUUAUAAGAUCAUGGACCAUCCAGGAGGUCGUCGUCUCGCCAGAUUAUGCCGCUGUAUCCGAGUGGGCAGGUAUUAAUGAUCCGGAGGACCUCUGUUCUCUGGAGGAUUUCUAUUCCUGGGAGCUCGAGCUCCUCGCCUCACUUCGCGACGGCCAAUGCAUGAAGCCUCACGACAAAAUAUACAGCAUGUACUCGAUUCUCAAGGAACUUGGUAUCUGCUUGGAAUCUCCUGACUAUGACAAGCCGGUCAUAGAGGUUUUCGAGGAUACGGCCAUCGCAUACAUACGCAGCCGGAAACGACUGGGUAUCCUGACGAUUCUACCCGUUCUGGACGAAACGACGGGAUUCCCGUCGUGGGUACCGGACUGGUCCACCUCGAGAGCAAACACCCGUGAACUUGAAGUAAAUCUAGUUUUUAGAAAUCACUCGGCCACAUAUCACGCAACGGCCAAGUCGGAAGCCAUUGUUUCGCAACCCCUGACGCCGGGAUCGCUGAGUCUAAAGGGCAUGUUAUUGGGCAAAAUCGUACAAGUCGAGGCCCCGUCUCUGCUGAGAGACCCUUUCGAGCGAGACCAGGCGGUCGCCAAAAAACGCGAUUUCAUUCGAACUUAUCAGCACUGGUGCCGAGUAGUGGACAGCCUCGAAAGCUACCCAACACACGACAGCCUCAUCUCUGCCUUUGCUUCCAUGCUUUCAAGCCAAGGCCAAACCCAGGAAUUUCCCGGUAUGGAGGAUUUCCUGCUCUGGCUCUGGUAUGAGACAAUGCUGCACCCAAACCGAGGACACGUCACCGCAGAAGCCGCUACACGCGAAGUGGACGCUGGGUAUGCUGGGUAUGCUGGGUCCGCUGACCCUGGUGACUUCGCGUAUUCUAUCAUGUAUGGAAAUGCGCACGAGAACGAGAGCAUCGCUGCCAAGGUUCGCACCGUUCUAUUGCAUCUGUACGAGCACCACAUAACCUACACUUUCCUCCUGCUCGAUACUGGCUAUUUCGGCUUAGGUCCCAAUGGGACGUGCUGGCAAGGUGAUGAUGUAUAUCUACUGGCCGGUGCGAGCUCGCCUCUUGCGCUCCGGCCACAGGGAGACAACUUCCGCCUUGUGGGCUGUGCUUAUGUUCAAGGCGUCAUGGAUGGGGAGCUCUGGCCGGAGAGCGAAGACGGCCUCGAAGAGGUCACGCUCGUCUGA